AUGAGGCUGGUACUUCCCAACCCGGGCCUGGAGCUCCGGAUCCACAGCUAUGAAGACCUGGAGAGGAUGGAGAAGGAGGAGACUGGAGACAGGCCCAAGUGGGACAACAAGGCCCAGUACAUUCUGACCUGUGUGGGCUUCUGCAUCGGAAUUGGAAAUGUGUGGAGAUUCCCUUAUCUGUGUCAAAGUCACGGAGGAGGAGCCUUCCUGAUCCCGUACCUGAUCCUGCUGGUUCUGGAGGGGAUGCCUCUCCUUCUGCUGGAGUUCUCCAUCGGCCAGCGUCUGAGGAAGGGCAGCGUGGGGGUCUGGAGGGCCAUCAGCCCCUACCUCACCGGGAUCGGCGUGGCCUCCAUGCUGGUGUCCCUACUGAUCGGGCUGUACUACAACACCCUGAUAGCCUGGAUCAUGUGGUACCUCUUCAACUCAUUUCAAGAUCCACUACCAUGGAGCCAGUGUCCUCUCAAUGACAAUAAGACAGGUUUGGUGGAGGAAUGCGCCCGGAGUACCACCACGGACUACUUCUGGUACCGGGAGACCCUGAACGUGUCCACGGCCAUAGACGCGGCCGGGGGCCUGCAGUGGUGGAUGGUUCUGUCUCUGGCCGCCGCCUGGACGCUGCUCUACGUCUGCUGCAUCCGGGGAAUCGAGACCACCGGAAAGGCUGUGUACGUCACCUCCACCCUGCCCUACGUGGUCCUCACCAUCUUCCUCAUACGGGGGCUCACCCUCAAAGGAUCCGUAGACGGAAUAAAGUUCCUCUUCACACCGGAUAUAGAUGAGUUGAUAAAUCCCUCCACCUGGUUGGACGCGGGGGCUCAGGUGUUCUACUCCUUCUCGCUGGCCUUCGGAGGUCUCAUCUCUUUCUCCAGCUACAACUCCGUUCACAACAACUGCGAACAGGACGCCGUCAUCAUCGCCAUCAUCAACGGCUGCACCUCCGUGUACUCCGCCACCGUCAUCUACUCCAUCAUCGGCUUCAGGGCCACGCAGAACUUCGACGAAUGCGUGGGAGAGUAG
Molecule: messenger RNA, 1017 nt
Organism: Menidia menidia (Atlantic silverside)
Lineage: Eukaryota; Metazoa; Chordata; Actinopteri; Atheriniformes; Atherinopsidae
Source: the annotation of a GenBank genome assembly